CUGGUCAUCACCCAGCCCCUGUGGUACAGAUUCCGGAGGACCAUCAGGAACUCUUUGGUUCUCUGCGUCUUCGUGUGGCUCCUCCCUCUGGUCUACGUCCUCCCGGUCUAUUUCGGGACCGAGUAUUACAUCCGGGAAACCAUCUACGUGGUGUUCAUCCUCUCCCCACUCCCGCUGUUCCUGUUCUUCCUGGCGGGGACCGUGAAAGCCCUGUAG
Molecule: messenger RNA, 216 nt
Organism: Menidia menidia (Atlantic silverside)
Lineage: Eukaryota; Metazoa; Chordata; Actinopteri; Atheriniformes; Atherinopsidae
Source: the annotation of a GenBank genome assembly